CAGCGGGAAGUGUGACGUCGCUCGUUGCUCGCGGCUCUGCGGUCCGGACCCUACUGUUAGCUUCUGCUCGGAGGGUCUCACCUGGAAUCUGAGCUUCCCAGCGCCCCCCCCUCGAAGCCCGUGGACAAUGAAUUUCGGGGAGCUAUUUGACGAGCGGACAUUUUCGCUUUCUGACUUCCAGGAGUUUUCGUUUCUUCCUAGUCAUCAGAAGCUGUCUGAACGAGUUAGGAAGCGCCUAUACUAUGGACUGGAGAAGGACUGCACUCUGGAUGCGCUCUCCUGCCCUGUUACAGACAUUGCUGUUGAACUACUUCAGAAAUCUGCCCCGAGUCCGAUUCGAAAGCUUCAGAAGAAGUACGCUGCACACGUUGCAAGGGAGGCAUGCAUCUCGCCCUGCGCCAUGAUGCUGGCCCUUGUCUACAUCGAAAGGCUCCGACAUAGAAACCCUGAAUACCUUCAGCAGAUUUCUUCUUCUGACCUCUUCCUGAUCUCAAUGAUGGUUGCCAGCAAGUAUCUGUAUGAUGAGGGAGAGGAGGAAGAGGUGUUCAAUGAUGAGUGGGGGGCUGCUGGGAAGCUGGACGUCCAGACUGUCAACACCUUGGAGAUGAAUUUCCUUAAAGCCAUUGACUGGAGUCUGUAUGCUGAACCUAGGGAAUUCUAUGAUAUACUGGCUCGUCUUGAAACCACCAUAGCACAGAAGCAGGGCUUAAGUAGGGGGUGGUUUACAUACACUGACAUGUGCGUGCUGCUGGAGCAGUCAGCGUGGCAACAGGUGUUCAUGGCAGUCUACCAGCACUUCACAAAGCUGACCUGCAUGCUUGGAUUGGUGUACUUGACCAGUGUAGCAGGCCUUAUCGCCUCAUCUGCAGUGCUACAACAUGUGGUCUGUCCCAAGGCUCGUGGACCCUUUUGUGCCGUCAGCCUCCAGAGCUCCACAGAUCCCGUGGGACUUCUCCAGGAACCUAUUACUUCAGCAUCCAGCCUGCCCACCUGCAUCCUGGGAAACAACAGUCAGAAGAGGUGUACCACCUCAAUAGCUGCCCUUUCGUCACCUACCUCACCACUUUGCUUCUGGGACUCACUGCUUGCCUCAUUGACCUAUUCAGAGCCUGUACAAGACCGCGAUAGUUCCACCUCCACUCUGGUCUGCUCCCACUGCCUGGGCCCCCUGUCUCCCCUGCAGUGCAGAGCACUUAAUGGAUCUGUUAGCUACGCCACAAAGUCUCCACCUUUCGUUGCCCAAACUCUGACCUCUUAUCUUCAUACCACAGAACUUAAGAUACACAACCCCUUUUUGAGCACCUCCUUUCCCUUUGGAGUUCAGCCUUGCUGUCUGGAGUCCAUGGUGCCCUAUGGGAAGCUCCAAGCACUCUUAAUGCCAAGCUAGAGAACUGGAGUUGUGGGUGGCUGUUGAAUUCUAGAAGGGUGAGUUCAUAAUUAUUGAGAAUGAAAAAUGGGGUCAUGUAGUCUUUCUUUAGCGUGAAAACCUCUAAAGCUAACCAGAUACAGUGCAGUUUUUAAACCUGGUGCUCAUCACUCACCUAAUCCCACCACCUGUUGGUAUAGAGGGAGAGCCACUGCUUGGCCCUUCUAAUAAAUUAAACAAAGCAUUGGUCUUCCUGUAUGUCACUAUUGACUGUUGUUCCCCUUAUGUCUUUGUUUCACCUCUGUAAUGUUUUGUUUACAGUAAUUACCCCAUGAAAAUCUGCUUUACCUCACUCUUGUCAUUCAGCUUCUGGCAGAAGUUAUACCUUUGUUUCUGUAAUGAUAUAUGUAAAUAUACAGCUUUCUUUCAAGAGGCUACACUGCACUUUGUGAGGGAUAAAAAUUAUUUUAAAAGAUUAUGUUGUCACUUAAAGGGCAAUAGAUAAUAUUGUAUUGGGACUUGUCUGCCUUAUGCUUUUGUUUGUAAACAUUUGUAAACAUAAUCUGAGCUUGUUUUACAAGUGCACACAUUUUCUUAGCACAUUUUAAAAUUUCUACCUAUUUUAUAGUAGCCGGUUCUUCCACUUAGAUUUGCAUAAGUUCCAUAAAAGUUUUUAAAAUCUGUAUAGUAUGCUUAGUUUUGAUAAGAUAUUCUUGUACUUUAAAAACUUGUUUUUACACAUCAUGAAACAAGGGAGAAAAUCUAAACAAAAUAUGUAAUUAAGUACAUCUGUAGUGGUAAAACGGUGAAUGGCAAAGUGAGAAAAGCAUAGUUGAGUGUUAAUGGUUUGAAAUUAGCUGGGCAAAUUUGUUACUAUGCAUAUUUGAUUCUGCAUUUCCAUGGGGCAGUGAGCUAGAUACUUCGUUCUGCUAUAAAAAGCUAUAAUAGUGCAUGUUUUUUUUUUUAAUUUUAUUUUAUAUAAACAGUUUGGUACUGAGAAGUAUUUUGGAGCUAUUUGUGAAAUUUACAGUGUGCCCACUUCCAUGGGGUAAAGGUUCCUGAAAUAUUCCUAAAAUGUUGGGAAACUGGACUAUGGGCAUUGAUUCACAAAUUUUGGGUUUUGUAGUCCUGCUUACAGUGUUGCAGUAUCUUUGAGGACUUUUGAGCAUUGAUAAUGUCAGAGAUGGGUAUAACGGACCUCUACUGAACAAAGGAAAGAGGUGAAACCUUUCUUAAAAUCUGAAGCAUUCAUGUGAAGCAUUUUUGGAUGCCUUUAUUUUUAUUUUUGGAACCAGCAUGAUGUGAACUGUGAGCAGUGAGCUGUACAGGGAUUACUGCAAGUGGAAAUAAAAGUGGAGUGCAGUAAGGCUGUA
This is a messenger RNA of Scleropages formosus (Asian bonytongue), 2739 nucleotides long. It is a transcript of the gene cnppd1, whose product is annotated as cyclin Pas1/PHO80 domain containing 1. The transcript is spliced from 8 exons. NCBI's taxonomy places the organism in Eukaryota, Metazoa, Chordata, Actinopteri, Osteoglossiformes, Osteoglossidae. Bases 128 to 1387 code for a protein of 419 amino acids. Gene Ontology annotation, biological process: regulation of cyclin-dependent protein serine/threonine kinase activity. Gene Ontology annotation, molecular function: cyclin-dependent protein serine/threonine kinase regulator activity; protein kinase binding. The record is from RefSeq and is a predicted model, not a curated record. Gene Ontology annotation, cellular component: nucleus; cyclin-dependent protein kinase holoenzyme complex.